This is a messenger RNA of Paraglomus brasilianum, 828 nucleotides long. The record is from the annotation of a GenBank genome assembly. Lineage: Eukaryota; Fungi; Glomeromycota; Glomeromycetes; Paraglomerales; Paraglomeraceae.
AUGGCAACAAUAAUCACUGCUGAGGACUCUGGUAAGAAACAUUUUAUUGGAUAUCCAUCAGAACCAAUGUUAUCAGAAGCAGCAUUGACACUGCUAUCAAAGCCUGGCAUUGAGCUUGAUGUACUGAAGGAGCUAGAUUUAGUUAGAAAAAAAGAAAAACUGUGUGUAAGAAUACUGCUGCUAAGUACAAGGCAUCAGCAGAUACUAUCCUUCAGAGAAAAUUGUGAGAUGAAUCCACUUUGCAGCACUGUUGGGAUUGAGGUGCAGCUAUCAUCUACUAGUGCAACCAGCCAGGUGAAAAAUCAUACAAGACCUGAAAGCAGAAGUGUGCAGAAUUAUGCUGUUGCUACUGGCCUCUGGACAUCAAUAACACUGUGUAAAACAUGUGCACAUUUAGAGAAUUCUUCUGUUGGUAUUUAUAUUCAAAUUGGUAAAGCAUAUGCAAAUAACCCAAAGUUUGAAACAUACUAUUAUGGUAAAGGAAAAAAUCAUUGUGGAAAGAUGAUGUUUAACUUUUCUAACAAUACUGAGAAAGCAAACAGGUUGGUAGUUCUUGGCUUGAGUUGCUUCAAGCUUGAUCAACAAUAUUAUGAGGUCAUUCAGAGUCUCCUGCAGUCCUGGAUUGAUAUAUCAAUGAUCUGUAGACCAACAGAAUUCAAAUUCAUAUGUAGGAUGUUUCCAGUUGUCUAUGGCUCUUGUGCUACCAAAAGGGCAAAGGAGAUAAAUGAUGAUAGUGAUGAAGAUGCAAAGGAUUAUUUGAUUAAUAAAAGAUGGAAAUCUGAUGAACAAGUGGAACAAGAUGAGGAAUGGUCUGAAGAAUAUGAAUAG